Sarcophilus harrisii (Tasmanian devil) is the source of this 2741-nucleotide messenger RNA. RefSeq names its product acyl-CoA oxidase like (gene ACOXL). The transcript has 17 exons. The record is from RefSeq and is a predicted model, not a curated record. NCBI's taxonomy places the organism in Eukaryota, Metazoa, Chordata, Mammalia, Dasyuromorphia, Dasyuridae. The coding region runs from base 16 to 1842 and encodes 608 amino acids. Gene Ontology annotation, biological process: fatty acid beta-oxidation using acyl-CoA oxidase; lipid homeostasis. Gene Ontology annotation, cellular component: peroxisome. Gene Ontology annotation, molecular function: acyl-CoA oxidase activity; FAD binding; fatty acid binding.
UAAGGGGUUCUUAUAAUGUUAUUAUUUAUAGUUAGGGACACACGACAGUAUGGUGUUGUGGGAAGAGUGCUGAGCUUGGUGUCGGGCAGACCGGGCAUCCAAAUUCCAGCUCUGACAUCCAGCUAUGUGACCACGGGCAAAGGCACUUACUUCUCUCUGAUUUCCUCAUCUCUAAAAACAUUUUUCAGCGCCCACCUGGAAGAAUCGGUAUCAGGCACAGAUAGAUACGACCUAAGUCUGGAUGAAAUGAGGGAUUUGACAUUUCAGAGAGUGAAAUUUACCAUGGGCUUACCUCAGUUAAAACGUGCAAUUCAGGAACAGGCAGAGAAGAAGAAGAAUUUUGUCAGGAAAAGUCUUGUCAUUGGAGAAGUCCUUUCCAUAGCAGACAUGGCGACAGGAGUAAAGUGUGGCAUAAUUUACUGGUUAUUUGGUGGGGCUGUCAGGAAUCUUGGGAGCCCAGGACAUGUUGCUAAGUGGUUCCAGCCACUCCAGGAGCAGAAAUUCACAGGGAUGUUUGCGAUGACAGAACGGGGUCACGGCAGCAAUGUGAGGGGCAUACAGACAGAAGCGACUUUUGAUCUCACUGCUCAGGAAUUUAUCAUUGACACCCCUUGUGAAAAUGCUGAAAAGAUGUAUAUUGGGAAUGCAAUGGAAGGUCAUUAUGCUGCUGUCUUUGCCCAACUCAUCAUAAAUGGAAGAUCUCAAGGUCCCCACUGCUUUAUUGUUCCCGUGAGAGAUGAAAAUGGAAGUUUGUAUCCUGGAGUGACAGCGAUUGAUAUGUUACACAAAGAAGGUUUACAUGGUGUGGAUAAUGGGAUUUUAAUAUUUGACAAGGUUCGAAUUCCAAGGGAGAACCUACUGGAUAAGUUUGGUUCUGUGGCACCAGAUGGACAAUAUUAUUCACCCAUUAAGAACAAGAGUGAAAGAUUUAAUGUAAUGUUGGCGGCUCUGACACCCUCCCGCUUAGGUGUGACUUUCCAAGCCAUGGGAGCCAUGAAGCUUGGUCUGACAAUAGCCAUUCGCUAUAGCCACAGCCGGAGGCAGUUUGGGCCCAAGGCCAAGGAAGAAGUCAAGAUCAUUGAACACCAAACGCAGUACCUCCGAUUGAUGCCUCAUUUGGCAACGGCAUUAGCACUGACUUUUACCAGCAGAUAUGCUGGGGAUUUAUUGGAUGAAGAUAUCUUUCAUGAGAAGGAUCUUGUCAACAGCCGAUCUUUGCAGGCUCUAGUGGCAGGUCUAAAAGCAUACAGUACCUGGGAAAACAUAACUUGUUUACAAGAUUGUCGGGAGUGCACUGGAGGCAUGGGCUACAUGAUGGAAAAUCGGAUCUCAGGCUUAAAAUGUGACUCAGACGUGUUUGUGACCUUUGAAGGCGACAAUGUGGUUAUGCUCCAGGUGGUGGUACGGGAACUCCUUGCUCAGUAUACCAAACAGUAUGAAGAAAGACCACUUUUUGGCCUCCUUCGGAACUGGACAGAGUCUGUGAGUGACAACUUGAGAACCAGUUUUUUGGCAUUUAACAUGGAUGCUAUUGGUAAUCUGACCUUCCUAUUGAAAGCAGUGAGUUUUCGAGAAAGAGUUCUUCAGAGGGGAUUGGCGGCCAGAAUCUAUUAUAAGGUAAUGACCAAGAAGGAGGACAUUUUCAGUGCCUGGAAUUCAUGUCUUCAUCAUGUUGCUUCCUUGUCCUUGGCGCACAUACACAGAGCUGCUCAAAGACGUAAAGGGUCUGAGGAGAGAUGGUUGCAGCUCCUAAAGAGGCAGAGGGCCAAAAGGGAGAAAGGGAACACUGAUGGAGAUUGUCAAAGCUUGAAGUUCCUCUCCUUUAACAGCAUUUUUAAGUAGAAGAGAGAGGAGGGAACAAGAUCAUAAAGCCAAGAGAUGGGAAGAAUUCAGUUUGAAUAUUAAACUGCUUUUUACUCCCUGUUCCCCCUCACUAAAGGGGGUUUAAAAAAAAAGGAGUUUCUAGGAAAGAUUGUAGAGUAGUAGAAAGAGCCUCAUUUUGUACUCAAGGGCCCUUACCUCUCUGAGUUUGUUUCUUCAUCUGAAAAUACAAAGUAAGUGGUAUUUAGGGAUUUUUACCUUGGGGUCCAUGAACUUGCUUUAAAAAUAUUUUGCUUAACCAUGUUUUAAUAUAGUUGAAUUCUUUUGGAAUGCUAUGUAUUUUAUUUUAUACAUUUAAAAAGAUUAUUCUGAGAAGCAGUCAAUAGGUUUUAUAAGACUGCUAAAUUGGUCCAUGGCAGGAAAAAAAAGGGUUAAGAAUCCUGGUCUUUAAUAAAUAUUUAGUUAUAAAUGAUCCUGGCCAAUCCCUCUGGACAGGUCAUGGUUCCCCCAGAUUUCCUGUGUCUCUUAUCAAAUUAUAAGCUUGAAAAUUAAUCCUUGGAUGGGCAGAAGUUAUCAGUAUUAGACAUUCUAAUUAUAAAUAUGUAUUAUUUUAAUAAUGACACCCCAACUUCUUUAUUUCUUUGUUAGGGACCAAGAUAGGAGGUUUCUGUUUUCUAAGGAAUAAAUCUCACAAGUGUGAACUGAAAAAUAUAAGGGAAAAUUUGUAUAAGAGGCAGCAUAAUAAAGGGGAAUGAAUAUUGGACUUUGAAUCAGGAGGACCUAAUUCCUAACACUAGCAUAAUUUAGGUGAUAAUGAUAUUGCAACUCAGUAUCAAUUCUUGGUAAAUUGUCAUUUCAAAUACUGCAUAAUGACCAGUAAUGAUGAGUGCUUUUGUAAUACUUUGAAGGGGUUCAUGAAA